Messenger RNA from Necator americanus (New World hookworm), 270 nucleotides. RefSeq lists its product as uncharacterized. The transcript has a single exon. NCBI's taxonomy places the organism in Eukaryota, Metazoa, Nematoda, Chromadorea, Rhabditida, Ancylostomatidae. The record is from RefSeq and is a predicted model, not a curated record. The coding region runs from base 1 to 270 and encodes 89 amino acids.
AUGCGAAAGUUGGAAUGGGACGACAUAGGAGUGAAGGUUGAUGGUCGGCAGCUACACCAUUUGCACUUUGCUGAUGACAUCGUUCUGAUAACACCUAGCGUCAGCCAAGCGGAACGAAUGCUGACCGAAUUCGACGAAACAUGUUCAUGCAUCAGUCUUCAGCUGAAUCAAGACAAGACGAUGUUCAUGCGAAACGGAUGGGUCUGGGAUGCCCCAUUCACGCUCAGCGGAACGAACAUAUCUGAAUGCACCAGCUACGUUUAUUUUUAG